AUGUAAAAGACUAUAUAAUCAUUAAACUUGGACAUAUAUUUGAAGCCUCCCUAAACUAAUGUUUGGGAUUCUUAGUCUUAAGGAGGAACAAGAGAAAACCCAUUUAAUGAUUUUUAGGAUACUUUAACAAGAAUGGCCUUAAAAGUUGAUACAUAUUCACAAAACAUCAAACUUAAUAUCUAACCAUUAUACUGCUAGGAUAGUUCAGAUUGUUUUAGAGAUACUAAUGAAAAAGCCAUAAUAAAAAGUAAAAUUGGAGAUAGACUGACUAUAUAAGUUGGAUAAGGUUUAACUUUGAAGAAUAUAAUAAUAGAUAGUCUUGAUUCUAUGAUUGAUUUUACCUCAGAUGAUUCUUGUUUGAGAAAUUUAGAAGACUGCUGCAUGAUUGAUCCUUUGACACUUUAGAUAAAAGAUGUUGAUCCAAGCACAAAUAUCUGCCAAGAUAAAAAACCUUACUAGACUGAAGAAUGUAACAUUCCUAUCGGAAGUUAUAUAUUUAAAUUUGAUAUAUCAGCUACAACUGUACUUUUGACACCACCUACUCUAAAAUUUGAUAAACUAAUCCCUAUGGAGGCCAUAUCGAAAUUAUUAAUUCAGUUUUUGAUAGAUUUACAUCUUGCGGAGCCAUCGUGA
Molecule: messenger RNA, 633 nt
Organism: Stylonychia lemnae
Lineage: Eukaryota; Ciliophora; Spirotrichea; Sporadotrichida; Oxytrichidae
Source: the annotation of a GenBank genome assembly